AUGGCCCGCACGAAGCAGACGGCGCGCAAGUCGACGGGCGGCAAGGCGCCGCGGAAGCAGCUGGCCACUAAGGCGGCCCGCAAGAGCGCGCCGGCCACGGGCGGCGUGAAGAAGCCGCACCGCUACCGGCCCGGCACGGUGGCGCUGCGCGAGAUCCGGCGCUACCAGAAGUCCACCGAGCUGCUGAUCCGCAAGCUGCCGUUCCAGCGCCUGGUGCGCGAGAUCGCGCAGGACUUCAAGACCGACCUGCGCUUCCAGAGCUCGGCCGUCAUGGCGCUGCAGGAGGCGUGCGAGGCCUACCUCGUCGGCCUCUUCGAGGACACCAACCUGUGCGCCAUCCACGCCAAGCGCGUCACCAUCAUGCCCAAGGACAUCCAGCUCGCGCGCCGCAUCCGCGGGGAGCGGGCCUAAGACCUCGGCCGUGAGCUCAC
Messenger RNA from Lepus europaeus (European hare), 431 nucleotides. RefSeq names its product histone H3.1. The coding region runs from base 1 to 411 and encodes 136 amino acids. The transcript has a single exon. Gene Ontology annotation, molecular function: DNA binding; protein heterodimerization activity; structural constituent of chromatin. Lineage: Eukaryota; Metazoa; Chordata; Mammalia; Lagomorpha; Leporidae. Gene Ontology annotation, cellular component: nucleosome. The record is from RefSeq and is a predicted model, not a curated record.